This is a messenger RNA of Thermochaetoides thermophila DSM 1495, 7713 nucleotides long. Its product is annotated as cell morphogenesis protein (PAG1)-like protein. The transcript has 3 exons. Gene Ontology annotation, cellular component: site of polarized growth; cell cortex. The record is from RefSeq and is a predicted model, not a curated record. Gene Ontology annotation, biological process: cell morphogenesis. The coding region runs from base 1 to 7713 and encodes 2570 amino acids. NCBI's taxonomy places the organism in Eukaryota, Fungi, Ascomycota, Sordariomycetes, Sordariales, Chaetomiaceae.
AUGGCUCCGUCCCAGACGACGUCGCCGGACCACGAGCCUCUUAAAUUCUCUCCCCGCUCCGCGUCUCGACUCGACGAGGAAGACGAAGACGACUGGCAGCGCACGAUACGCCCCAUAGCUUUGGGUUCUCGCAGCGUCGCACACUCUCGAGAGCCCUCAGUCGACAAGGCUCAACGGCCCGACGUCUCCGCACACAGCACACAGCCCCGGUCCCACGCACCACCCCCCUCCCGCAAUGCGAUUGGGGGCGUCAUCGAGCGAGUAGUUGAUCCAAAGGCAUCCUCAUACGGCCACCAUAGGCAGACUUCCAUCGUCCAUGGCAUCAGUAUUCACCAUUCAAGGAACGGGAGCCUUGCGAGUUCCGCCUCUGGCCCUCUCAGCCCACAGAUGAUUGCUGCCGCUGCUGCUGGCAUCCCCCCCGACAGAGCAGACAUUUUCCCCGUCUCACGCAUCGAGGCCGACCCUGCUUUGGUAUCUCGGCCACCAACCGCCUUGUCGGGGACGACCAUCGCCUCAAUGCCAAGUGUUCCCGAAAGAACCUCUUCUGCGGCUGGAGACUCUGCUUCCAGCGCUCAGCCCUCAUCGCGCGGGAAGAUGGAGAGAAAACAGAGCGGCAAAGCUCGCCGCGACCAUCAUCAUGCCCAUCAUCCCUCGCACUCCUCUCGCCAUAAAGAAGAAAAGACUGUUGGGGAGUACGCUCUUCAUGUUCUGCUUACUUCUUUCAUCGCGCAAGCCGAGGAGAAGCUGAACGAGUGCGUUGCGGUACCGUUCGAUCCGGAGCCGCAGGUCGAGCUAAUAUGUGGUCCGGGUAUCGACCCUACAUUUGACCAGCACAUUGUGGCCCUUGGGCACAUUGCGAAGUUAAGGCCGAAACCGCUCAUCGAUUCCAUCAUGCUCUGGCGAAAAAGCAAAAGCGACGCUGCCAAUGAGGCGAGAAUGCAACUCCAGCAAUCUCGUGUAUACCCUUCCCCCGGCCCGUUGCAGAGACGCAACACCGAACCCGUUCAGCCGAGUGCAACUGGACCUGGCUCCGAACCAUCUAGUGCUGGACAUUACGCCUCCCUUGCAGCAAAACAAGAGUAUGUUGCCCAGGCAGAGCGCCGUGCGGCAGUUUCCAUAUAUAUCCUUUGUCGUGUGUUGCUGGAAGUCAUCAAUCAAAGCACUCUUGCCUCCAUUACGCCAGAAAUGGAAGACAAGCUUGAAAACAUCAUAUUCGGGCAGCUCAAGAACUACGAUACCGAGCAGCUGAUGGCUUCUCCAUUAAAACUUGCCAAUUGGAAUCUCUUCGCUCAGCUCAUGGGAGCUAUGAGUGAGAUCAACUUCACCAGCGUUACUGAACGCUUCAUUACAGAUCUCGACCGCUCUUUACAAGAGUUGGCCACCAAAAGUCCGACAUCCUCCAUUCGUGAGAUUGAGAACAAGAUGGAGCUCGUUUUGGGCGGCAUGAAGCAUCUGCGGAUCAAGACUUCUCCAGAAGAAGCUUGGGACCGUUCUUGCGAGUUCCUUGCUGCACUCGGGAAGCUGUUCCAUCGUUCCCACGGGCCGAAAAUAAAAUCGGCGUUUUGCCAGGUACUGGACAUGCUUGUGCUCCCCAUCGCCGCCAGCGCUACCAACAGUGAGCUUUCGCAUCCGAAAUGGAAUGAUGUACUAGCAACCAUCUCUCCCCGGCUGGCUCAGAUGUUUGUUAAGCCGCGGCAUUGGCAAUACGCCUUCCCUUUGACGGCCACAAUGCUGUGUGUCUCGCCGCCCGACAGUUUUGUCAGCCAAUGGCUGCAGUUGAUCUACCCUUUGCAACAGCGCCUCAAGGAGCGCCCCACGAAGCCCCUAUGCUUACAGGUCAUUUCCCGGCUGGUGUGGACGUAUCUGUAUCGCACGACUGACAGCACCUCGGGUACAAUGAAGAAGCUCGAUGAGAUUGUGAAGAUGAUUCUCCCGCCAAACGUCAGGAAAAUAUUUAGUGCAACUGAUGCGCCUGUUGUUGACCCCCUGAUCCAAAUCAUCAGGUUCAUUGGGUUCAAGCAUCCCGAGUACUGUUUCAGGAGUGUCAUAUUUCCGCUGGUCAAUGCGGAUCUUUUCAUGUCGACUAAAGAUCUCAAGGACCUCAAGAUUGAACAGCUCGACCCGGAUAGGAUGGUUCUGGGGAUUCGGGCCUUUCUUACCAUCAUGUCGGACCUAGAGAAAGGAGAAAAGGGCAAACCACCCUUUCCACAAUCAUACGCUUAUUCUCCUCCCCCCGAGCGUGCGCAACCCACGUCUCCCGCCUUUGGUUCUGCUCGUGAAGGAUCUUCUGUCGCCUGGUCUGCUCUCUCGGGUGGCGAGAGGCUUUCUAGGCCAGUCAUGGUGUCAGCGCUGAGUGACAGUGUUCGCGAUUACUACACCAAGUUUUGCGAGAUCCUUGGCAAAAUCAGCAUUAUUUGCGACAAUACUUUUGGCGGUCAGGCUGCUCUGGACGAGAAGUUCGAGAAAAUUGAAAAGCUGGAGAAGUUUAACAGCCCCGGCCCCAAGACUCCCAUCACAGAAACAUUCAACUUCUCGCGAAAGGAUGACCAUGCCAAUUUACAUGACCAAAAGCAAGCCUUCUACGAGUUGCUGCAUGUAGCCGUGCAAGCUCUUCCACGCUGUCUGUCGCCUGCCAUCCCCUUUAAUACCUUGGUCAACCUCCUUUGCACUGGCACGGCACAUGUUCAGCAUAACAUUGCCGAAUCAUCAGCCCAGUCAUUGAAGGCAAUCGCCCGGCAGUCACAUGCCCAUCAAGUAACUAUGGGCUUUGCUCGCUUCAUUUUCAAUUUUGACGACCGGUACUCUACCAUGUCGGAUGGCGGUAUGCUAGGGCCAGAUCAUAUCGAAAAAACCCUUAUGCUGUACAUUGAACUUCUGCACAUCUGGAUUGAUGAGAUCAAGCAGAAAACCAAGACAGCCGCGGACGAUAACAAGGAGUCUAGUCCUGCAGACAAGAGGGGCAUCAAACUCGACCUCUCGAGCGUCUGGGCAGAAGUGGAUCAAGUGGAAGCACAUGGUCUAUUUUUUCUUUGCUCACAAUCGCGCCGGGUCCGAUAUUACGCUGUUAGCGUGCUCCGUUUAAUCAAGGAGUUUGAUGCCGUUCUCAGAAAUCCGAACGGCCACCAAAAGGACACAACACGGCUCAUCGACAUCCUCGAGAACGAUGCCAUACAGGUGAUGAGCUUCAACGACGAACAGCUUUCUGUCGCCGAGCGAAGCAGGCUACAGCGGGGCAUGCAGAACACCAACAGCCGAGGGGCGCUGAUUGAGCUCUGCACGAGUGACUUGUCAUAUGACACAACGCUGUGGUUCAAGAUAUUCCCCAACUUCAUUCGGAUUGCCUUCGACAAGUGUCCCUUUGCCAUCACUCUGAGUCGAGAUCUCAUCUGCGAGAGGAUACUUCAGCUGUACAAGGUUAUCACUGUCCUAUCUGAGCCCGCUGGGGGCCCUCGAGGACAAUAUUUUGCUGAUCCUGGUAGUGGACGAAUGGCAGCAAAGACCCCAACUACGCAGCCGGAGGUUCUUAUCGAGCAGUGGAAACUCUAUCUUGUCUUUGCCUGCACCACGCUUGCAGAUCCCGGCAGCGCCCAGGGCAGCGGGGUGCCAAAUGGCCAACAUGGAAGAAAGGGGUCAUCCGCUGCAGAAAAGAUAGGGUCAGCACGGACGUUGUUCAAGUACCUGAAUCCUAUGCUUUCUUGCUCAUCUGAUGCUGUUCGAGAGGCUGUUGUCACCGCGAUGGGCUCCAUCAAUGUCCACAUCUAUCGUACCUUGCUCGAGGAGCUCCAGGGACAGGUUUCCCGCUGCCAUGACGAUGCUCGACAACGAAUUCACCAGCGUACCAACAGCAGCCCUCGGAGGAACCGCAAGAUGGAUAUCCUGCGGACCGAGAUUACCCAUGUGUACCGGCUUACAUCUCACUUUCUCCGGGAGCCCCAAGUCUACCAAGAUGAUUGGAUCCUUCACAACCUGCUGACAUACACCAAGGAAUUGAAACUAUUUCUGAUGGAUGGAGAGGUUCAAAUGGAUUGGGAAUUCCAAAAGCUCAGGCGCCAUUACUGCGGUCUAAUGGAGGAGCUGUUUGAAGGAAUCAACCGCACAAAAGAUCCGUCAAAAUGGAUGCCAUUUGAGGCCCGUAAAUCGGCGUUUGCUCUGAUGGAAGAUUGGUGCGGCUUUUCUCCGAAUCAGCACCAGAUUCGGCAAAGAGAGGAGACCAUGCGACAGUCGAUCAUCGACCAGAAGGGUGCAGGCGAACGUGGCAUGGUGACUGCGAAGAUGGAGAUUGAAAAGCGAAACCUGCGCACAGCAGCUCUUAGUGCCAUGGCAGCUCUCUGCGCAGGGCCGAUCAGCGUCACCACUGAAGGCGGGUCAUCUCUUUCAUUUGAUCUCCGGCGAAUGUUGACCUGGAUCGAGUCUAUUUUCAACUCAGGCAGCGAUCGCAUCAACGUUAUCGGCAGGAGGGCGCUCAAGAACCUGAUUGUCUAUAACAAGGAAUACCCGUACUUGCUCGAGCACUGCAUCUCGAGAUGCUAUUUGCUUGAGGCGCCCAAAGUUGUCGAAAGCUACUUUAUCGUGGCAGCUGAGGUGCUCCUUGAACAUCCUACUUACCCUUUGGCGUUCUGGAAGGUACUAGGUCUUUGCCUCUUCAUGCUGGGCAAUGAUCAAAGCACUAUUCGGUCCAGGGCCGCCAACCUGCUUAAAGCGUUGGAGGAACGGCAGCCACAGGCUCGAAGCUCAAAAAUCCAAGAUUUUGACAUCAGUGUUUCUGACAAGACCAAGGCGGUUUACAAGCUGGCCCAGUUUGAAAUCUCCAAGCGGCUGGCAAAACAGUAUACCGAAGCGGCGUUCCACAUCUUCUCUGAGUUCACAUUGUACUUCAAGGAGCAGCAGGUCGCGGCACAGAAGAACGUGAUUGCUGUCAUUCUUCCCUGGAUCCAAGCUGUGGAGCUAAAGGUUGAUCCCAACGGGGGGCCAACUGCGCAGUCCUACGUGUUGCUUGCAAACCUCUUGGAGAUCACCAUUAAGUCUAGUGCUGUAUUACACAAUGAGGUCCAGGCACUUUGGCAGGCGCUCGCUACGGGCCCCUAUCCCGGCAACGUGCGUGUCAUCUUGGAUUUCAUUAUGUCUCUGUGCCUCGAGAGAAGAGAGCAGAAUUUUGUGGAGUACGCCAAGCAGAUUGUUGUCUUCCUUGCAAGCACAAACAGUACCCCGGGCAACCAAGUCGUCGAAUUCUUGCUGCUCCAGAUAACCCCUAAGGGCAUGGUACCCAACGAGAAACGCGAAGCACUCCCUCCCCCCCCAGAUAUCAACACACUGCCUUACUGCGCAGAUCUCUCCGACGCCUUGCCUAUCGGGACAAAGCAAGCAGGUUUUUCCCUCGGUCAGUUGUCUUUGAUCCUUCUCGUCGAUCUCAUGGUAGCACCCGUCAGCCUCGCUGCCGAGAGCAUCCCGGUUCUGCUUCAGGUCGUCACCGUGCUCUGGGAUCAUUACACGCCUUUGGUUCAGGAGCAGGCACGUGAGAUGUUAGUGCACCUCAUCCAUGAGCUUGUCAUUUCCCGCCUUGACGACAACACUCCAGUAGCAACAAAGCAACGAAUCGAAAUCUUGAUUGAUGCCAUCCGUCGUCACGACCGAUCUGUGGUCUGGGGUUAUGAUGAUAGCAAUGGAAAAGUUGACAGCCAGCAUGACAACAAAGUUCCCCCAAGCAUGGAGUACUUGACAUCUCAAGUCGUCGACACAUUUGAAAUUACUUUUCCUGGCAUCAAAGACCAGUGGAGCAAGCUGUCACUGACCUGGGCAACCUCAUGCCCAGUCCGGCACCUAGCCUGUAGAUCCUUCCAGAUCUUCCGGUGUAUCCUUACCUCGCUCGACCAACACAUGCUUGGGGAUAUGCUUGCGCGUCUCUCCAAUACAAUCGCUGACGAAGAAUCCGACAUACAAGCAUUCUCGAUGGAAAUUCUUACGACGCUCAAGACACUGAUUCUGAAGCUUGAUGCCGACAUGCUUCUUACUCUUCCUCAACUCUUCUGGACGAUGUGUGCCUGCCUAGAUUCGAUCAAUGAAUGCGAGUUCCUCGAGGCAGUGGAGAUGCUCAAUGAGUUCCUCAACAAGCUCGACUUUAACUCGCCGAUGGUCCGGCGGUUGUUGCAUGAUGGCAAGCCAUCCAAGUGGGAUGGGCCUUUCGAUGGACUGCAGCCUUUGCUGUACAAAGGCUUGCGAUCAUCAACUUGUCUGGACCUGACGCUCAAGACGAUGGAUAGGUUGAUCCAGCUGCCCAACGAUGAUCUGAUUGGAGACAGCAACCGUUUAUUCUUCACAAUCAUUGCCAACCUUCCUCGCUUCUUACACGCUAUGGACCAGCCAUCUUUCGACCAUGACACGAUCCAGACAGCCAAGAUAUUGAUGAAAAUUGCAGACCAGCAGGGAUUGAUGAAUGUGGCCGUGGUCCUUGAUGACUUUGCUGGCUCCAGGUUUUCAUCAGACGAUGAUUUUAUCUCUCAGAUGUUCGAUGCCCUACGCGAACGAUUUCUUCCAGCUUUGGACUUCCCAAUGAUCACCAUGUUGAUGGGCUUCUUGACGAAUGCGAUCUCUUGGGUUAAGAUAAAGACAAUGCGAAUACUGAGAGUAGUCAUCCCCGAAGUGGAUAUGAGAAAGCCAGAAAUUGCCAGCCACGGAUCUGACAUGAUCUCUCCCUUGCUUCGUCUUCUGCAAACGGAGUAUCGUAUGGAGGCCUUGAGUGUGCUUGACAAUAUUAUGACUAUGUCCGGAUCAUCAAUGGACAAGCACCAUCUCCGCAUGAGCAUGACCCGGUUUACUUCCAAGGCUGUGCGGAAAGAGUACGAACGGACUCAAAGCUUGUUCGGCAUACCGGAAGCAUCGGGAUGGGCAGUUCCUAUGCCAGCACGCAAAAUGGAUCUGACUCGUGCCAACAUCCACGCCGCUUUUUACAUGUGCCAGAGCGACGAGGGCGUGGUUGCGCAGCCGACCAUAACAUCUGAGGUUGAGUUUCAUACGGAUGAGUUUCCGUACGGGUACUUCCCCGGCUCGGAUCGGGCCGACACGAUGAUGUCAGAUGAAGGACGAGGAGACGGGCCCAUGGCAGGCGACUUGUACUCCAAGAUCGAUAGCCUGGACGAUUUCUUUGACGACAUAUCAACGACUACCCCGCCAAGUGAUGGCCGGUCAUCGCGUACCGUGACGGAGUUCUCACCAGACACCUUCGAAUCGGGUGCGCAAUUAUACGAUGAGCAGGUGCUGCCGAUCUUGCACCAGGCAUCAAGUAAUAACACGUCAUUCCAGAACGUUUUUGCCGACAGGCCUCUCUACAUGCCACGGGAAGGCAGUGCUCCAAGCAAUACCAUGACGCCGGGGGCAUUCAAUGUUGGCGGUAGCAUCAGCAGUGGCGGGCCUAGUCCUAAUGCCACAGCAGCAAUGACGUCCUCUACUGGGGUUACUGCGCCACCAGCCCGUCCAGGUAUGCACACCCGUUCAGUCACGUCGCCCUCGGCACCGGCAUCGUCAUAUCAUGCGCAGUUGGGAACGGGAGACUUGACGUCGGACGACGAGUGUCCCGAGGACAUAUUCUCUGAUGGCGAUGACGAACGGCCUAGCACAGGACAUGGCGACGGCGCCGGUUCAUUUUUCCUCGAAAACGUGAUCCGUCCGUUGGCGCAGGGCACAAGGUCCCUCAUCAGUGUCGCAGACGAUGACAUCUAA